CGUGGAUACAUGGAUGCAUGACCCUGCUGCCCCAAAUCGCGCUUGCGCAGCGUUUCUGACUUUCCCACUCUGUCCCCCGUACGUACCAUGGCGUCCACGGAGGAGGACGGCUCGGUUGAAGAGAAAGAAAACAACAACAAGAAGAGGACGAAAAGUGCCAUCGCUGUCGCAUGGCUUACAUUUUACAACAUCGCCAUGACGGCCGGGUGGCUGGUUUUGGCUAUGGCAAUGAUGCGCUUCUACGUCCAGAAAGGCACACACAAGGGUCUGUACAAAAGUAUAGCAAGGACACUCAAGUUUUUCCAGACCAUUGCGUUAGUUGAGGUGGUGCAUUGUGCAAUCGGAAUCGUGAGGACCUCUGUAAUUGUGACCGGGGUUCAAGUAUGUUCACGAAUCUUCAUGGUGUGGUUCAUCACCAACAGCAUCAAACAGAUCCAGAACGAAGAAAGUGUAAUCCUCUUCUUGGCCGUUUGGACGUUUACAGAGAUUACCAGAUAUUCCUUCUAUACAUUCAAUCUGCUCAACCACCUGCCAUACUUCAUCAAAUGGGCCAGAUACAACAUGUUUAUCAUCAUGUACCCUCUCGGAGUGGCCGGAGAACUCCUGACCAUUUACACUGCUCUGCCAUAUGUUCGCAAAACCGGAAUGUUGUCCAUGAGGCUCCCCAACAAGUAUAACGUCUCCUUUGACUACUACUACUUCCUCAUUAUCGUCAUGCUCUCCUAUAUCCCAUUGUUCCCACAGCUCUACUUCCACAUGCUCCGUCAGAGGAGAAAGGUGCUUCUUGGGGAGAUCAUAGUAGAGAAGGAUGAGUAGAACCGCCUCAGUCCAGCACCUGGCGUUCGUUUUGGGACAGCGAGUGUGCACAGCUCCCCUGCCGCCACAUCCAUUCACCUUUGGUACCGCGCUCCACCGCACCCCACAUGCAACAAAAUGGACCGGGAGAGUCAGACGAAUACUAACAUCGCCGGAAAAGCCAUGUAAUAAUCACGGAAAAAGAAUUAAACAUCACAAUCACCACAAUAACCCAACUGGACUAAAUACAGUGCUGCGAGAGAAAUCAUAACCCAACAGGAAUAACAGUCAUCAGAAUCAUCACUGAAUCAGUCAUCACCAAACUCAUCAAUCAACGAGAGGAAUCAUUACAGAACUGGAAUAGUCAUCAUUGUGGAAAGAAUUAAUAAAUAUCAUCUCUAGCCGGAAUCAUUAUCAUCGCAAAACUGGAACGUAAUGCUGCGCACCCAUCAUUGUGGGUUCCACUGUGUCUUCACUGUCCAGGUGUAGAGAUCUAGAUCCCCAGAAAGAGAAAGCACUGAAUCCACCAGCCAGCAUGGCCACAGCAUACUGCACUGAAACCCUGCAACCUGAUAGCAUAAUACUGCACUGAUUACCUUCUACACCUGCUAAAAACAUAAUACUGCACUGAUUACCUUCUACACCUGCUAAAAACAUAAUACUGCACUGAUUACCUUCUACACCUGCUAAAAACAUAAUACUGCACUGAUUACCUUCUACACCUGCUAAAAACAUAAUACUGCACUGAUUACCUUCUACACCUGCUAAAAACAUAAUACUGCACUGAUUACCUUCUACACCUGCUAAAAACAUAAUACUGCACUGAUUACCUUCUACACCUGCUAAAAACAUAAUACUGCACUGAUUACCUUCUACACCUGCUAAAAACAUAAUACUGCACUGAUUACCUUCUACACCUGCUAAAAACAUAAUACUGCACUGAUUACCUUCUACACCUGCUAAAAACAUAAUACUGCACUGAUUACCUUCUACACCUGCUAAAAACAUAAUACUGCACUGAUUACCUUCUACACCUGCUAAAAACAUAAUACUGCACUGAUUACCUUCUACACCUGCUAAAAACAUAAUACUGCACUGAUUACCUUCUACACCUGCUAAAAACAUAAUACUGCACUGAUUACCUUCUACACCUGCUAAACAUAAUACUGGAAGGCGCCUGCUGUGCAUUGAGUCAACCACACAGCAGAUACAUACUGCACCCACCUUCAGCGCAAGAUAGAGGAAGUUCAAGGGAACCAGGAAGUGGUGAGAUGGAAGAAUGGAGGAGGAGAGAUGAUCGUUGAGUCCCCUGAGCAGUUUUUUUUCUCAAUCGGCUAUUUAUUUUUUUCAGAAUUUAUAAGCGUUUUCCACCACAGUGAUUUUAUACGUAAAUAGCGUGUGGCAACAAUGACUAGACAGAAGCUAUAAAAAAAAUAUAAACAAUUAUGCGUAGACGUAUUAUACCUCGACAAUAAACAGACAUUUUGGCAAUAUGCUGCUUCCUUGGUUUAUGUGUGUUGUACUUUAUUUGUAAACAAUGUGAAACAGCAGUAUUAGUAGGCUAUUUUAUGCACAGAUCGGAUCAUUUGAAGAAUGACUUAAUUUAUUCACAUAUCACCUGGUUGGCAAUAUUAUAUGGUUUGUAAGGCAGUAAUACACUUGUAUUGAAUGUUAUUAGUACUUUAGGUGUACCUGAGACUGCUCAAACAUGUUAAACUUGUUUUCCUAAUGUUCUCUCCAUGUUGCUUUAAUGUUUACCAAGAGCUCAGUCAAAUGUAUUUACAAGUGUGCAUCUUAAACAAGGUUACAACUACAGAAAAGUGCUUGUUUUUUUUAAAAGUUCAAGCCAACUUAGAAGACAAAAGAUAAGAGAGAAAUUAUUUCUGAGCUCUCACAGUCUUCAGUUAGUCACUGUUUUGUUCUUUAUGUUUAAAAAUCUGUGUUCAGGAUCCCAUUGUCCUGGUUGGUAUUGUACUGGGCGUUAGUGUUAGAUUCCCUCUACUAAAAGGUGCUACUGUGUCAGAUCGUUUCAAACUUCUGUGCAGCUGAAGGAGAAACUGGAAAUUGGGACGGAGAUAGGAACGGAAAACAGAAUGUGAAAUGUUUUGGGGAAAAGAUGUACAACUUGACGUGUUCAUCGAAUUGUAUGCACUGUGAUAUCGGGCCCCGUGCUACAGUGUACUGAAUGAAUUGACAUAAUGCUAUGAAUCAGGUUUAGACAAGAAAGAAACAAUAAAACUCAAUGGCAAAAAUCA
Molecule: messenger RNA, 3050 nt
Organism: Salvelinus fontinalis (brook trout)
Lineage: Eukaryota; Metazoa; Chordata; Actinopteri; Salmoniformes; Salmonidae
Product: very-long-chain (3R)-3-hydroxyacyl-CoA dehydratase 1-like
Exons: 7
Coding region: 88-816 (242 amino acids)
Biological process (GO): fatty acid elongation; dephosphorylation; very long-chain fatty acid biosynthetic process
Cellular component (GO): endoplasmic reticulum membrane
Molecular function (GO): phosphatase activity; 3-hydroxyacyl-CoA dehydratase activity
Source: RefSeq, a predicted model, not a curated record